AUGAUGGAUACGGGUGAUGGUAGCAGCAGCAGCGACUCAGCACCCGAUUGCUGGGACCAGGUGGACAUGGAGGCAGUGGGUUCAGCCCCUAGCGGGGACCCAGCCUCUCCAGCAGCGGUGGCCGAGGCCCAGCGUGAGCAUCUCAGCCCGGCGGUCAGCCGUCACCUAAACGUCAGUGUCAGUGCCAAACCCUUCGUGCCUAACGUACACCUACACGCCGCCGCGGAGUUCCUGCUGUCCUUCCUGCGGGCGGCCUAGCCGCAGACCCCCCCUGCGGACACCACCAGCACUGAGGAAACCUGCCCCGGGGCGGGCAAACCUGAAGGUAAAAGGCUGGGGCUGGGGGCGCCUGUGGAACAUGCCAAAGAGGAGCAGAGAGUGUUGUGUGAAGGCUCCGAUCCAGCCAUCACCAAGGAACUUUCUGAACCUGUUACAGGAAAUGGAGAGGUGGAGAUGGUUCUAGAGGAGUCAUGGGAGCACAGUAAAGAAAUGAGUGAAGCCGAGCCAGGGGGUUGUUCACUGGGAGAUGCAGGGCCCCCAGAAGAAAGUGGCCAGGAAGUGAUGGAGAAAGAGGAAAUGAGAACAUCUAAACCUGUGGUCCUACCCUCAGGUGCUCCUAAAAAAGAACACGCAUAACACGCAAAUGUUGUAUUCACUGGGCACGUAGAUGCUGGCAAGUCAACCAUUGGAGGACAGAUAAUGUUUUUGACAGGAAUGGUUGACAAAAGGACACUUGAGAAACAUGAAAGAGAAGCUAAAGAAAAAAACAGAGAAACUUGGUAUUUGUCCUGGGCCUUAGAUACAAAUCAAGAAGAACGAGACAAGGGUAAAACAGUAGAGGUGGGUCGUGCCUAUUUUGAAACAGAAAAGAAACAUUUCACAAUUCUAGAUGCCCCUGGCCAUAAGAGUUUUGUCCCCAAAAUGAUUGGUGGUGCUUCUCAAGCUGAUUUGGCAGUACUGGUUAUUUCUGCCAGGAAAGGGGAGUUUGAAACAGGCUUUGAAAAAGGUGGACAGACAAGAGAACAUGCUAUGUUGGCAAAGACAGCAGGUGUAAUGCAUUUAGUAGUGCUUAUUAAUAAGAUGGAUGAUCCCACAGUAAAUUGGAGCAGUGAGAGAUAUGAAAAAUGUAAAGAAAAACUGGUGCCCUUUUUGAAAAAAGUCGGCUUCAGUUCAAAAAAAGACAUUCAUUUUAUGCCCUGUUCAGGGCUAACUGGGGCAGAUAUUAAAGAGCAAUCAGAUUUCUGCCCCUGGUACACUGAAUUACCAUUUAUUCCGUAUUUGGAUAACAUGCCAAACUUCAACAGAUCAAUUGAUGGACCAAUUAGACUGCCAAUUGUGGAUAAGUACAAGGAUAUGGGUACUGUGGUCCUGGGCAAGCUGGAAUCAGGAUCCAUUUUUAAAGGCCAGCAGCCUGUGAUGAUGCCAAACAGGCAAAAUGUGGAAGUUCCUGGAACACUUUCUGAUGAUGCUGAAACUGAUUAUGUAGCCCCAGGUGAAAAUCUUAAAAUCAGACUGAAGGGAAAUGAAGAAGAGAUUCUUCCAGGAUUUAUACUUUGUGACCCUAAUAAUCUUUGCCAUUCUGGACGUACAUUUGACGUUCAGAUAGUGAUUACUGAGCACAAGUCCAUCACCUGUCCGGGUUAUAAUGCGGUGCUGCACAUUCAUACUUGCAUUGAGGAAGCUGAGGUAACAGCCUUAAUCUCCUUGGUAAACAAAAAAUCUGGAGAGAAAAGUAAGACACGGCCCCGCUUCGUGAAACAAGGUCGAGUGUGCACUGCCCGUUUAAGGACAGCAGGAACUAUCUGCCUUGAGACAAUCAAGGAUUUUCCUCAGAUGGGUCGUUUUACUUUAAGAGAUGAGGGCAAGACCAUUGCAAUUGGAAAAGUUCUGAAACUGGUCCCAGAGAAGGACUGA
Molecule: messenger RNA, 1914 nt
Organism: Myotis myotis
Lineage: Eukaryota; Metazoa; Chordata; Mammalia; Chiroptera; Vespertilionidae
Product: eukaryotic peptide chain release factor GTP-binding subunit ERF3A-like
Biological process (GO): translation
Cellular component (GO): translation release factor complex
Molecular function (GO): translation release factor activity; GTP binding; GTPase activity
Source: RefSeq, a predicted model, not a curated record